AUGCCUGUAAUUGAAAUCACCAGCCAUUCUGAGUUUCUGGAAAAGAUUCUCAACUCCAAAGAGCCUGCCGUCCUCGAUUGCUACGCAGCGGGAUGCGCACCAUGCAAAGCGAUCGCCCCGAAAAUAAAUCAGUGGAGCGAGCAAUACACCGACCUGAAGUUCUACAAGUUUGAUGUCUUGAAGGUCGAAGAACUGGUCCAUGAGCUUGAAGUCAAGGCGAUGCCUACCUUCAUGUUUUUCAAAGAUGGAGAGAAGGUCACUGAGAUUUUGGGAGUCGAUCCAGUGAAUAUCGAAGGGGCCAUCAAGUCUCUUCUGCUCACCAACCCUGCCUAA
Penicillium malachiteum is the source of this 333-nucleotide messenger RNA. RefSeq names its product thioredoxin family protein. NCBI's taxonomy places the organism in Eukaryota, Fungi, Ascomycota, Eurotiomycetes, Eurotiales, Aspergillaceae. Gene Ontology annotation, molecular function: protein-disulfide reductase activity. The record is from RefSeq and is a predicted model, not a curated record. The coding region runs from base 1 to 333 and encodes 110 amino acids. The transcript has 2 exons.